Cherax quadricarinatus is the source of this 3798-nucleotide messenger RNA. Its product is annotated as serine/threonine-protein phosphatase PP1-beta catalytic subunit. The record is from RefSeq and is a predicted model, not a curated record. NCBI's taxonomy places the organism in Eukaryota, Metazoa, Arthropoda, Malacostraca, Decapoda, Parastacidae. Gene Ontology annotation, molecular function: protein serine/threonine phosphatase activity. Gene Ontology annotation, cellular component: nucleus; cytoplasm.
AAUGAUAUAACUUUGUUUUUCAUUCUGGUGGAGUUAUAAAAGGAAGAGAAAACUCAUCCCAAGUCUCAUCCGAGGAUUCUCACUAGUGACAAAAUUUUGCAAGAUGGCCGACACAGAGCUGGACGUUGAUAACUUAAUUUCUCGCUUACUAGAGGUGCGAGGAUGUCGGCCAGGAAAAAGCGUACAGAUGACAGAAGCAGAGGUUCGAGGUCUAUGUCUCAAGUCCCGGGAAAUUUUUCUACAGCAGCCCAUCCUCCUUGAACUUGAAGCUCCUUUAAAAAUCUGUGGUGAUAUCCACGGACAGUAUACAGAUUUACUGCGUCUGUUUGAAUAUGGCAGCUUCCCUCCAGAGUCCAACUACUUGUUCCUUGGAGACUAUGUAGAUCGUGGGAAGCAAUCUUUAGAGACCAUCUGCCUUCUAUUAGCAUACAAGAUCAAGUAUCCAGAGAACUUCUUCCUGCUACGAGGCAACCACGAGUGUGCAUCAAUCAACAGAAUUUAUGGUUUCUUUGAUGAGUGUCGGCGAAGGUAUGGUACCAAACUAUGGAAGACAUUCACAGACUGCUUCAAUUGUCUUCCCAUUGCUGCUAUUAUUGAUGAGAAGAUAUUCUGCUGUCAUGGAGGCUUAAGUCCCGAUCUACAGAGUAUGGAACAGAUCCGUCGAAUCAUGAGGCCCACAGACGUACCUGACACUGGCCUACUGUGUGAUUUAUUAUGGUCAGACCCAGACAAGGAUGUGCAAGGUUGGGGUGAGAAUGAUCGAGGAGUUUCCUUCACAUUUGGAGCUGAUGUUGUCAGUAAAUUCUUGAAUCGACAUGACUUGGAUUUAAUAUGCAGAGCACAUCAAGUUGUUGAAGAUGGGUACGAGUUCUUUGCUAAAAGGCAGUUAGUUACAUUGUUUUCUGCCCCAAAUUAUUGUGGGGAGUUUGAUAACGCUGGAGGGAUGAUGUCUGUAGAUGAAACAUUGCUCUGCUCCUUUCAGAUUUUAAAACCAUCAGAGAAGAAGGCAAAGUACCAGUAUAGCGGACUAGCCCAAAACCGUCCCAAUCCUCCUAACCGGCAACAACGGCCGCAACAAAAAAAUCUUGUGAGACUUUGGGGUGAUCAUCCAUUCCCUGGAAGAUGUUCAGGUAUGGAUGCAUAUGAAGAGCUAUCAGACGUUUUUCCAAAUGCAGUACAAGUCAUCAGGGACAUAAAGAAUGCCAGGUCAGUGCAAUUGGGUAGAGUCUGUUUCAUGCUUACCAGAUGGAAGGCUAAGCCUCUACCAUUCCUUGAAGAAAAUGACUCAUCUGUGUUAAGUGCUUCAUAUAAAUAUAUUAAUUUACCAUGUCUCUGUAUACCUGAUAACUUGUAUCACCUCAGUUUUGGAAGAGCAUUGGGUAAUUCUUUAAAUGCCUUCCCACAGUGUUGUUCAUCUCUAAAAAAUUCAAGGAGUAUAUAAAAAGUGAAAAACAACUUUCAUAUUUAUUUUCAUAUUGAUUAAAUAUCUUGGGAAUUGGAAUAUUGGCUACUGGGAAGGGACAAAAUUUUUCUACAUAAUCCUAAAAUCCAUAAUACCAGAUCUAUAUGUAUUGUAUAUUAGUGGAUAUUUUCUAUGCCUUGGAUGUUUGUAAAAAAAAAAAAAAAGUAUUGUCAGGUUAAAUAAUGUCUGUACAUUUGAAAUUUACUCAGGAGUGUGAAUUGCCAUACCUCAUCAUGGUACAGUAUUUCAUUCACUUGUCAGGGCAGCAGCAAUGAAGUAUCACCUCAGUAUCAAUGUGGGACCAGUGUCACUUAGAGGAAACCAUUCCUUAAAUCAUGCUAUUAGCUAGACUACAGUUCUCUUUAAUCCCUUUAAAAAAUUAAAAUAUUUGUUUUGUCAAGAACUAUUAUUGGUUUACAAUUAUAACUUGUUAUACCCUUUGGUGUUAAAAAGAGCAUGUGAAAGAUAAAAAUAAUGCCUCUAAUUUUAGUUACAACUGAAGAAUUUGGGCAUGAGGUUCAUGAUGACAGUGGCUUGAACCUACCCUGUGAAGUUCUAAGCCAGAAAUAAGAAUAACUCUAAUCAUAUGCAAUGUUUCCUGUGUACCACAAGGAAAGUUCAAACUAAGUUAUUCUUGUAAUUGUAGAAAAUACUGAAGCUUCACAACUUGUAGCCCUUGUGGCUUAGCGCUUCUUUUUGAUUAUAAUAAUAAUUCACAACUUGUACGAGUUCUUACAUAGAGAGAAAUAGCAUAUAAUUGACAGGUAUGUUGUUAGACUCAGGUACUGCUGUUGGUCAUUGGUGUUCAGAACAAUCCAGGUAGCAAAAUUUGUUUGAUUAAAAAAAACAGUCUUAUCCUAGGUAAAUUAUCCAGUAUUUCCUGGCUCUUUUGUAUAAUAUUGAAAGCCACCAAAUUUUACCAUAUUAAAAGCUUAGCAGUCAAGCAAUGAUGCUUUGUUCUAUGCAGUAGGAAUAAGAUAAAAUUCUUGUAGUUAAAUUUGAUAUCACUAUGUGUUGCCUUAAUGUGUUAGUGUAUAUAGUGUGUGUAUAUUACCCUGUGUACAGAAACUAAUUUUCUAGCAGUGCAACUUAUAAUGUGAUGGUUGAGCUUGUAAAUACACAAGUUUGCCUGUUUGUUAUUGGACAGUCUUCAUUACGGUCUCACUCACUUUUUUGACAUUGGUUACAAUUUUGGGAAUCUUAUUUUGUAAAAAGCUUAGUCCAUAAUUUAUAGGCUCAGCCUUGGAUUUGAUGGUGUCCAUCAAUAAAUGCAGAUGAAAGUUGGGACUUAUUGACUAUGAAUAUCAUACAAUAAGCCAUCAAGGUCUUAUUUUUUCAUAUGCAGGACAGAUUAGAUAUAUAAUACUCUUAUGACUUUUUUCCUUUCUCCACUAAAAAAAAAUUAAUGUUCUAAACAUGGAGUUACAUUUUAAUUUUCACACUAUAUGUGAUUAUGGCCAAAUUCAUUAGCAGCAUACAGUGUAUGCUGUAAAUAAUAAUCAGAAAAAGCCUGGGGAGCUGGAAAAAAAAAAUUGAAUGUCUGGGAUCUGAUAUGUUUUACUAAAACCAUGCUUUAUGCAAAUUACUGUAUAUCAAAUUACAUUUUACCAUAGACUCCCUUUAUGUAAUUGCAAACAGCACUCAAGAGGGAAAAUAAAAUUUUCACCCUAAAAAUUGCAGACAUGACAAUAGAGACUUAAGCAAUAAGUUCACUGGCUAGACAGUGAUGGCUUGUGUUACAACCUUUAAUACAGCAUCAUCAUUCCAUCAUACUCCUCCCCUCCAUGCUUUUUUUUUUUUUUCCUUCAGAGGUAGCUUUUUCACUUGGCUCCUCCUCAUAGGAGGAAAUGAAAAAACAGACUCUUCAACCUUAUGCCUUUCUCUUCCUCUGAUGUGUAUUUAUGCACAUGUAAUGCACGAAUUAGUCAUAUGGCCACAUCAGAAAAAAGUGCACAGUUUCCAUUGAUUCUAGGGUUCUGUGUUCUUGGUGUGGAUCACUUCCUGUAGUGAUUGUUACUUAGGUAUAUCUACUGCUACUUAGCUACAUUUAGGCAUUGCAGAAAAUGAACCUGUACGAGUGGUUGUAAGAUUAACUAUAACCGUUGCUGUGCCACAAGCCACUAUAACCUUACAAAAUUAGUUAUGUACUAUAUCACUAUCCAAGGGUUUCAUAUAACAAAGAUUUUCACUAAUGUAUCAUCAGUUGUAUUAUACUAUAUAUAUAUACAUUGUACAACAAAAUUUUGUUAAUCAGGGAUUCUCUGUACCAUUAAAACAACUAAGAAUAUACAUUCUGAGAAGAGACAGAUUAAAACAUUAUAUGCUACUAUAAUACA